AUGGAGAAGAAAACAGCAGCGACAGGAGACCGUCCUCAAGAGCAGCCGCAGCAGCAAGGUCUGGAUGACCGGCCGUCAAUUCAACAUCAAUCAGAGUCCUCUCUCCCUCCUCCGCUCCGGGAGUCGGUCACAAAUGUUCCUGUCACUCCUGACAUCGGCCCCCAGCCUUACGACCCGGGUGAGGCAGCUAAGAAGGGGCGCAAGGACAUGAGCAGCGCAAGUGAUCCUCUGCAAGCUCAGCACGGCAUUCCUUCUUUGGCUGGUUCAAGUGCCCCAGCUCCUCAGAGUCCGAGCCAGGCUCCACAGCUCCCUGCUGGUGUCGAGUCGGAUGAUGAUAUCCUGCAGCGCACGAGCCUGGGAGCUGCAGGUGAUACCGAGUCCCUCUCAGAGAUUAUGGCCGCCAACCAGAGCCUUGCAUUGAGUGGGAAUAUUAUUUCUGCUACUUUCAACAUUCCUCACUCGCUCAAGUAUCACAAGGGAGCCGAUUGGGAACUGAAGCCUCGCCGCGGUCAAUCCGCCCUCUUCGACUCUUUCUCCUACCUUUCCUCCGACGAUACCCCCUGGAACCACACGGUUGUUGCUUGGACCGGCGAGAUCGAGGAGGUACCGGAUCUCCCGUCACCGCCGAAGACGCCUCCUUCCACAACUCUCGGGCUCUCCUCCCUCAAUGUGCUCUCCGCACCAGUCCCAAUCGAUGGCGUGCGCCCGGCCCCCUCCACCCCCCAUGUCGACGGAUUGUGGAUUCCCCGAGAGGACCAGCAGCGGCUGGAGCACCAACUGGCAAAUGAUAAGAGAAUCAGGAUGGUUCCCGUCUGGCUGGCGGACGACGAGGAGGGCCCACCCGGAGUGACCCUCAGGGACCAGACGAGAUGGAGGCGGUAUGCCGAGCACGAGCUCUAUACGCUCCUCCACUACAAGCAACACGAGCCGACGGACGGCCGCAAGGAACGAACACAGUGGGCCGACUACUACCGGAUGAACCAAAAGUUUGCCAAUAAGAUCCUCGAAGUCUACAAACCAGGCGACAUCGUCAUUGUCCACGACUACUACCUGAUGCUGCUCCCCAGCAUGCUCCGCCAGCGGGCGCCCCACAUGUACAUAGCCUUCUUCCUACACUCGCCUUUCCCCAGCAGCGAAUUCCUGCGCUGCCUGUCGCGCCGUAAGGAGAUCCUCGAGGGCGUGUUGGGAUCGACGCUAGUGGGGUUCCAGAGCUACAGCUACUCUCGCCACUUCUCCAGCUGCUGCACGCGAGUCCUGGGCUUCCCGUCAGACGCGACGGGCGUGGACUCGUACGGCACUCGGGUCCAGGUCGGUGUCUUUCCCAUCGGCAUCGACGCCACAAAGGUCGAGAAACUGGCAUACAGCGACGAGGUCAACGAGAAGGCCGAGGCACUCAAGAAGCUGUACAGCGGCCUCAAGGUCAUCGUGGGCCGCGACCGGUUGGAUAGUGUUCGAGGUGUUGCCCAGAAGCUCGAGGCAUUUGAGCGCUUCUUGGAGAGGUACCCCGAAUGGCGCGAGAAGGUGGUCCUGAUCCAGGUCACCUCGCCCACGAGCAUAGAGGCAGAGCAGGAAGAUCCGGACAACAAGAUUGCCAGCCGCGUCAAUGAGCUCGUCAUGAAGAUCAACGGCAUGUAUGGCUCUCUCGGCUUCUCGCCCGUGCAGCACUAUCCGCAGUACCUCAACCAGACCGAGUAUUUCGCGCUCCUUCGGGCUGGCGAUAUCGGCCUUAUAACGUCUGUCCGAGACGGCAUGAACACGACCUCGCUCGAGUACAUCAUUUGCCAGCGCGAGGCCGCGGGGCCCCUGAUACUCUCGGAAUUCAGCGGGACGGCCGGCUCCCUCAAGGACGCAAUCCAUAUCAACCCCUGGGAUCUGUCCGGCGUGGCGGCUCAGAUCAAUAACGCCCUGACGAUGUCGGACGAGGCGCGCCACGCCAUGCAGCGGAACCUGAAUGCCCACGUCACGACGCGCAACGUCAAGGUCUGGAUCUCGGCCUUUGUGCGCCGUCUAAUCCAGGUCCUCGGAAAUAGCAGCAACAUCGUUGCGACGCCGCUCCUCGAUCGUGCAGCCAUGCUCCGGCAGUACCGUGCUGCAGAGAAGCGUCUCUUCAUGUUCGACUACGACGGUACCUUGACGCCGAUCGUGCGGGAGCCUAGUGCGGCCAUCCCCUCGGAGCGAGUCAUCCACACGCUUAAGACCCUAGCGGCUGACCAUCGCAACGCCGUCUGGAUCAUCUCGGGACGCGACCAGGAGUUCCUGAACCAGCAUCUUGGCCAUAUCAGAGAGCUGGGUUUCAGUGCCGAGCAUGGCAGCUUCCUACGCGAGCCCGGGAGCACUGAGUGGGAGAACCUCGUGGAGAAACUCGACCUGAACUGGCAAUCCGAGGUGAUGGAUGUGUUCCAGAAGUACACGGACAAGGUCCCUGGCUCGUUUAUCGAACGCAAGCGAUGCGCCUUGACCUGGCAUUACCGUCUUGCCGAUCCCGAGCAGGGUCUCCACAUGUCGCGCGAAUGCCAGACAGAACUGGAGCGGAAUGUCACUCGGAAAUGGGGCGUCGAUGUCAUGACGGGUAAGGCCAACCUCGAGGUCCGCCCCACAUUCAUCAACAAGGGCGAGAUUGUCAAGAGACUCAUGGCCACCUAUUUGUCGGACAUGGAGCAGGCGGCCGGCUCUCCAACCCGGGGAGAUAGCACCACCACUAAGGGGGCCGGAUUCGCCCUCUGUAUGGGCGACGAUUUCACGGACGAGGACAUGUUCCGCGCCCUCAACGGGCUCUCGACGCCGUCGGACAGCCCAUCCGCCAUCGAUGCCGAGGCGUGCUUCACCGUCACCGUGGGUGCCAGUACGAAGGUUACCCUGGCGAGGUGGCACCUCCUCGAGCCCGAGGACGUCGUCGAGUGCGUGGCCCUCCUGGCCAACGUCGGAAGCGGCGGUGGCGGCGCUGUGAGUGGCGGCGUGCUAAGCAUGGGCGAGGUCAACCUCGGGGCCUUGAGCGCCGUCGAGGGCCACAUUCCGAAGUGA
Molecule: messenger RNA, 3021 nt
Organism: Phialemonium atrogriseum
Lineage: Eukaryota; Fungi; Ascomycota; Sordariomycetes; Cephalothecales; Cephalothecaceae
Product: trehalose-phosphatase
Exons: 3
Coding region: 1-3021 (1006 amino acids)
Biological process (GO): cellular response to heat; trehalose biosynthetic process; fungal-type cell wall organization
Cellular component (GO): alpha,alpha-trehalose-phosphate synthase complex (UDP-forming); cytosol
Molecular function (GO): trehalose-phosphatase activity
Source: RefSeq, a predicted model, not a curated record